Messenger RNA from Moneuplotes crassus, 990 nucleotides. Lineage: Eukaryota; Ciliophora; Spirotrichea; Euplotida; Euplotidae. The record is from the annotation of a GenBank genome assembly.
AUGAGCUCUAGACAAAUUACACAAACACAAGUCUUUUUUGGCCUUGAAAAGCUAGAAACUCCUGCAGCGAAGAAAGUCAUCUUUGAUUCAAGCCAGGACACAGUGAGAAGAAUCAGAAAUGAGCUUUUAUUGGCAGCAAAAAGUGAGAUUUCUCACUUUAACUCCCUUAAAUGCAAAUUUACUGUAGUAAAGCCUCAAAAAGAAGAAGUUGAAAUUGAAAGAACAAUAAUCUUGAAGAAGAACUUCACUUUUAGAGCAUCAGAAGGAUCAACCUGAAUGGGAUCCUCAAAGUCUGUGUCAGACUCAGACUCAGAAGAUGGUGAUCACCGCUCUGUUUCAUCAGACUCAGACUCCAGCGACGAUGGCCUGGACGACUUCCUCGGCGAGCACAUCCAGCUUCACAUAAUCGAUGGAAAGAGCGGCAAGGUUAUCAAAAGUCUCUAAGCCAUGAUCACCAGUUUUAUCUCCUAAGAAAUAGGAAUAAAAACUAAAAUCUUAAUUUUCAAUUAUAAUACAGUUGACUGAACCCAUGUACUAAUUUUCACUAAUUUUUAUGAGAAAAAUUAUUUCUUUGCACUUAGAAAAGGCUAUAUGAAUUUCUGUCAAUUAUGAUUUCUUAAUAGAAAGAACUUUUGUUGAAUAAUCUCUCUUUGCAUGUGCUUACUAUAAAGACAUAUAAUAAAUAAUAAAACUCAGAAUUGUUUUUCUAACUCUAAGCAUGGUAGACGAACGGUAUUAGUUUUCAGAAUCAUCUCUUAGGGUCCUUUUCUUAUAAAAAUAUCUCUGAAAUGAAUUUCCACGUUCUAUGUUUUCCCCUACCAUACUAUUCCAAACACCAGCUAAUGAAAGAGUUGAUUUAAUUACCAACCUUAAGUUUGGAUAGCUAAGAACCUUAGCUAGCUUCAGUCUUAUUCGUCUCUGCAGUUUGAUUCAGGGAAGGUUUCAUAAUACCAUAGUGUCCCUAUGUACCUAAGUACUACCCAGACUUAU